Hypomesus transpacificus is the source of this 3781-nucleotide messenger RNA. It is a transcript of the gene znf512b, whose product is annotated as zinc finger protein 512B. The record is from RefSeq and is a predicted model, not a curated record. The transcript is spliced from 18 exons. The coding region runs from base 474 to 3044 and encodes 856 amino acids. Gene Ontology annotation, molecular function: zinc ion binding. Lineage: Eukaryota; Metazoa; Chordata; Actinopteri; Osmeriformes; Osmeridae.
UUAUUAGGUAGAAACCCUAAUAAUAUUUGCUCGAUAAAAAUAAUAAUAACGCGAGAGUUUGUAAGUUGCCUCAAGACUGUAGUUGCAACUGUCAAAGGUGGAGUGGAUACGCGCAUGACCCAACACACAUUACAGUAUUACUGUACACGGCUGCGAAGAUAAUAUCCGUAUAAAAAAACCGAAAUAAUCCUGAGGUAAGGAACCAGACACGGCACGGAAAGCGACCGAGAUUGAAGGUUUCCGUUCCUUUUCCACCGCGGGGAUCAGCGCGUGGUUAACGGCCGUGACAACUGUCUGUCUGCCUUGAAUCCCCAGUCUGACCGCACGCCACGGCAGAACGAACGGCAGGUGUGAUUGCCAUGUAACAUCGGUAAAGUCGCCUACCGCGCGAGGUGAAGCCUACUGCCUGACCCCCACGUGGGUGACCCAGGCCACCCGGCCGCUCGUGCAGGGUGACUCCCGAUAUUUAAGACAUGGAGACUCCAAGUGGCCCCAGACUAGGGAAGCUAACCACCGGGGGGUUGCCCAGGGGUCGCCCUCCUAAGCAGGCCCACGCCCAGGAGGCUGCCAGGACCACAGCAGGCCCGGAGAACAACAAACAUAGCCCUCUGUGUGGUGAGCGGGUGGAGGGGAAGAAGAAAGGGCGUCCUCGAGCAGAAGUGCAGGAGCUCAGGAGCAUCCCAUCCCACAUGAUGGUUCAGUGGAAGGAGGAGUUUAAGAGGCGUUCCAGGGUAAAGUGCCCGAGCUCAGGCUGCUGGUUAGAGUUCCCCAGCAUCUACGGCCUCAAGUACCACUACCAGCGCUGCCAGGGGGCCCCCCUAGCAGAGAAGCUGAGUCACAGCUGUCCCUACUGCGAGGCUGUGUUUGCCACCAAGGUCCGCCUGCAGAAGCACAAGCUGUGGAACCACCCAGAGAGAGUCACCACAGAAACCAAGUCAGAGUCCAAACUGCAGAAGAGUCCCAUCAAGCCCACCCCCAAGAAAAGGCCUUUGGAGAACAGCCCGCCCUCGCCAGUGUUCUUCAAAGUGAAGAAGACCCACGAAAUGUCCUCUCCCUCGCAGAACGGGGAGGUGGCCCCCCAGAGAGCGGAGAGGAAACAGCACACACACCCCUCACACACCUCGCACACCUCACACCCCUCACACAGCACACACACCUCUCAUACCUGUCACACCUCACACACCUCUCAAACCUCGCACACCUCACACUCCCAGCAGGCUGCACUGCAGUACCAGACGCAGCAGAGGCUGUCGUCUUCUGACUCCUCCCCCGUCACCCCCGGGGGCAGCGAGAGCGAGGGGGGCAGCCUGCCCCCCCCCUUCACUGACGAGGACCCUGAGAGGAUGAGACACAAGCCAGGACGGAAGCAAAAAACCCCCAAGAAGUUCACUGGAGAGCAGCCUUCCAUCUCAGGAACAUUUGGAUUAAAAGGUAUGACCAAGGUGGAGGAGAAGCUAAAGGCAGGCCGUGUGAAGAGGACAGAAGGAGGUCUUCACAGUGAGGAGGCCCAGAGGAAGCCCCCAGCCUCGGCCUCCAGAAGGAACACCGCCCCCCUCGGCUCUGGUCCUCCCCCAGAUGUCCUGUGGCACCAGGCCAUCUCAGAGCGUGGUCAGGUGGUCUGUCCCACCUGCUCCAUUGUCACCAGGAAGACAGUGCCUGGACUCAAGAAGCACAUGGAGAUCUGCCAGAAGCUCCAAGACGCCCUGAAGUGCCAACAGUGCCAGAAACAAUUCAGGUCCAAGGCCGGUCUCAACUACCACACGAUGGCUGAACACAGCACCAAGCCCUCGGGGAGUGAAGGCCAGACGGGGGACGAGCAGGAGGAGAGAGAGAGGCUGCGCAGAGUGCUCAAACAGAUGGGUCGAAUCAAGUGUCCUAGUGAGGGUUGCUCGGCCCACUUCUCCAGUCUGAUGGGCUACCAGUACCACCAGAAGCGCUGUGGCAGGGAGCUGUCUGAGGAGGACAAGCCUGUGUUCCUGUGUCAGCACUGUGGCAAGACCUACCGCUCCAAGGCAGGCAAGGACUACCAUCUCCGCAACGAACACCCUCCAACCACAGCCACCACCCCUCCCACGGCCACGCCCACCACCAAUAACAACGCCACCUCCAACAGCACGGGCAGAGACAGGGUAAGCCCAGAGGAGGCUCCGCUGGUGGGAAGAAGAGAGCCGAGCCAGACGGAGAGGAGGGAGGAAUGGCCACAGAGGCCUGCUGGGCAAGGGAAGGAGCGAGACAGGGAGGUCAGGGAGAGGGAGAGGGGAAGAGAAAGGGAAGGUGAGGGUCUGGGGGAGGACUUUGAGCGGACCCCCAGUGGCAGGGUGCGCCGGCGGUCUGCCCAGGUAGCAGUGUUCCACCUCCAGGAGAUAGCAGAGGACGAGCUGGCCAAGGACUGGGGAACCAAGCGUCGCAUCAAAGAUGACCUGGUACCAGACAGCAAGAGGCUGAACUACACACGUCCCGGCCUUCCCAACUUCAGUCCCAAGCUGCUGGAGGAUUGGAAGAAUGAGGUCAAGGAGAAAGGCUUCAUAUGCUGCACCAACGGAAGCUGUGAAGCUGUCUACUCCAGUGUGUCUGGACUGAAAGCCCACUUAGCAAACUGUAACAAGGGAGGGGGCGAUGUGGGAAAGUACACCUGUUUGAUCUGCCAGAAGGAGUUCAGCUCAGAGAGUGGUGUCAAGUAUCACAUCAGCAAGACACACUCACAGAACUGGUUCCGGGCUGCAAGUCACAUGGUCAUCACAAAUAAGGCCAAAACUCCAGAGAGCAAUGGAAUCAAUAUGGAGGUGAAGAACGGAGCCACUGCCGGCAAGAAGAGAGGCCGCAAGCCCAAAGAGCGCCCUCCUGAGGCAGCUGCCGUUCAAACAAAGACUCCCCCCAGCACCACCCAAAACUCAACAUCUACCCUCACUCAUGCCUCCACCCCAACACAGACCCCCACUCAGACCCUGGCCUCCACAGACAGGGGGAGCCCCACACUGAACAGACACCCCAACCCGCCUGCCACUAGGCGGGGUAAACCCAAGAAGGUGACCCCUUCAGAGUAGCUUGGCUCCCAGUGAGCCAGGGGCCCGGAAUCUAUCAGCAAUGCUCCAGUAAGCUCAAAGACAUUACAUACUGUAAGACACAAGGAUUGGGGACAGAGAAGGAAACUAAAACCACCCUAAACAAGCUAACCAAUAAGUUCAUGUGUUUCAUUUCACUCUGAUCUUUGCGUUUAAACUAUGUAUGGUUUCUGUGUCUACUGGCAUAUCCGGACAUUCAACAGUAUUCAUUAUUUCUCUUCAUUCCAUUGUUAAGGUGAUUUGUUUUCCUCUACUCAUGUCUGGGGUUAGUUGUAAUCAAAGUUAAAAUCCCGAUUUCUUUAUGAAUAGCAUAUUUGAAGCAAAGGUAGUAUUUCAAUUGACUUUAGCGUAAUUCUCUCUACAUGUAUGUAGGUUCAUGUUGUGUUUGAGAGGUUUUACAAGGAUAUUCUAUUAGCAUGGUGAGGUCAUUUACUGCUAGUGUUUUUUCCACAUAAAUAAUGUACUGUGUAUAUAUACAAUAUCUAUAUCUCUAUCUCUAUAUAUAAAUAUAAUCAAAGCUAUUUCCAAGACAGGAAAGUCUAACUGAAUCCUGACUCAUUUGCUAUGUGUUUUUCCUCAUUGUUAUUUUUCAUUGUGGCAGCUGGAAGUUUAAGUAGAAAACCUUUAGCAAACAGUCUGCCACUGUGCAAUAUUAUGUUGUUUUUGUUGUUAUUUGUUGGCCUUAUUUUUUCUUUGCCUUUCUGUUAACAGACAUGAAA